AUGACAGCAUCUCGCCAAUCCGCCUCCAGGACGCGUCGUUCCCAUACGCUGGGCGGCUGCAACACAUGCCGACGACGCCAUGUUAAGUGCGACCAGAAACGCCCCUCGUGCCAGAUGUGUAAGGUCAUGGGCAUGGUCUGUGAAGGAUUCUCGGAUGAAAUCCGCUGGAUGCCCAGCAGGAAGCAUCAGCAGUCGCAUCGAAAUCCCAAGCCCCGCGGCCUGAAUAGCACUAAGCACGGAGCACGACGCCACCUCUACACAGAGCAAUCUAGACUGUCCAUGAGUGAUGCCUUGGGCGCCGAGCUUGUCUCAGGAUCCAUUGAUGCCUCCCUGGCGGAGAUUGAUGUCAAGUCGCGGGACCCCGAAAGACCAAUGAAUGAAGACAUCGUCAUCGGCCCCUUCGCGGUCCUUGAUUUUCCUCCGGCUCCCGAGGAAAGGUCACAGUCUCCCCAAGACCCUGCCACUGAGAUGAACCAUGAUCUUCCAGUCGAAGAUCUUCCACCUGACGAUCUAUACACAUCGUCUCUGACUCGGAUGGAUGCUCUCCCGGAUUUGAAUGACUUUUUACAAUGGUCCGACAUUUUUAUGCUGGGGUCUGAGCUACCUGGCUCCUUUUUCCAGGACCAUUUUAAGAGCCAGACAUACCAGACAUUUCCCCACCGGGAUGAGGACCAAACAUCGACUGCUCAUGAGACUGCAUUGGCAUCCUCAAGGAAUGAAAUCUGGUCUACUGUGCCUUCUCAAACGCCUGUAGACCUUAAUGGCUUGUCCGUAGGGGUGCCAUCGGACGCACCUUUCCUAUUGAGACACUUUCAGGACCAGGUGAUACCCAGAAUCAUGGCUGUCCCGCUGAUUGAAAAGACCCCCUGGAAGCUUUUAAAUGUCCCGUCUGCCCUGGUUACGUAUACAGAUUUGACCUUUAUGGGCUCACAGAGCAUUAGUCACGCGCGACAGGCAAAUCUGUACUGUCUGCUUGCUUGUUCUGCCAUGCACCUCUCAUUAAACCCAUCGUUCGGCAUCGUCGGCUCCGCGGAGCAUUGGAAACAGCUAACAGACCGCACGUAUAACCUGGCGAAAGACCACAUGCAGCGUUCAUUGAAGGAUGAAACAUAUGAGCCGAAAAAGGCAAAAUAUAAAGACCAGUUAAUGGCGAUCUGUGCCUUGACGGAAUUUGCAGUUCUCUCCGGUCAGCAACAGGAUGCCCGGUGCUACAUGGUUGACGCAGAACGCUUAUUACGCCUCCGCGGGCUGCCUAAGCGCAACAUCUCUCAAAAGGCUCGACUAUUACACCACGUGUAUACGUGGCUCAGAAUUGUAGGAGAGAGCACAUACGCCCUUCAUGACUACACUCCACAUGAAUCAUUCGUUAAGAACAUCAAUCGCCAUUCCCGUUGUGAAAGGCUUGCAGCGAACGGCCACACAGACAUGGGAGGGGAGAGUGAUUUGCGCCUUGAUGACUUUCUGCGUAUUCAACCAAGGCCGUCAGACAGUGAUUUGAACAUUGAUGAGCCGAAAGACGACGAGAUUGGUCUUCACGAUAUUCAUUUAUUAGACUCUCGGCAGUUUUCCGGGACCCUCUAUCGACAGAUCUAUGGGAUCCCAGAAACUUGGUUAAGCCUAGUUUCACAAACGACUCGGCUUGCCAAUGUUAUGGAAACGCUGAAAGUUCUCCGUAGCACUUCGAAAAGUCGGGAGGGUGUGCUAGAGGCACUGGACGUACUUCAGCGGCGCAGCGCUCGUCUCGAGAAUAUGAUAUGCUCCUUCAAGCACAGCAAAGCCAGCAAUCCUGCACCGGAUCAAGCCGACAUCUCAGUUGCACCACAUCACCAUUUUAUCAGGGCUUUGGAUUCAGCCUUGGUCAUAUUUUUCUACCGGCGCAUACGCCAAGUGCACCCGUCCAUCUUAGAAGGCCAUAUAGACGAUGUAAUAUCUGCACUUCAAGACUUCAACGCUUCUUUAACCGAGGGGAGCCAAACUGGCCCUGGUACCGUGUGGCCUUUGUUUAUUGCGGGCUGCGAAGCCAUGACGUCUGUCCGAAGAGAGUCUAUAUUGAGUCUUCUCGAGGCUGGAGAAGCAAAGUGCCAGUUUGCGCCUUUCAGAACUGCGAGAAAUGUGAUGAUGGAAGUGUGGAACUGCCAGGACGAUAACUCAGCUAGUUCCCAGCGCGAUUCUAUACCGUCGUGGCUAGAUGUGGUUCAGCGCCGACGAAUAUGGCCAAUGCUAUGCUAA
Molecule: messenger RNA, 2229 nt
Organism: Aspergillus steynii IBT 23096
Lineage: Eukaryota; Fungi; Ascomycota; Eurotiomycetes; Eurotiales; Aspergillaceae
Product: Zn(II)2Cys6 transcription factor
Exons: 4
Coding region: 1-2229 (742 amino acids)
Biological process (GO): positive regulation of transcription by RNA polymerase II
Cellular component (GO): nucleus
Molecular function (GO): transcription cis-regulatory region binding; DNA-binding transcription factor activity, RNA polymerase II-specific; zinc ion binding
Source: RefSeq, a predicted model, not a curated record